CGAGGUUUUUUGCCUUGAACAGGGCGCACGCUUGCUCCCGCAGUGUACGCGAUAGCUCCGCGCAGUAGACGCGAUUGCUUUAUCGAUCCGCGCAAAAACCGCGCUCUGGGACACUGCGGACGCUCCACAAUCAAACUCCACCGGUUGCAAAUGCAGCAGCCAUCAUUCGACAGUGCCGCGCGCAAGGCGCUGGAAGCCACCGGACUCCUGUCCGAGGAGGAGAUCACGCUCAUCAUCGGCCGCCGCAAGCGCGCCGCGAGCCGAGCAGCGAUCGCCGCAUCCCUCGAAAACACUGCGCUGCUGCCGACGGCAGAGAAACCGGCGGAACGUGAGCUGACGGCCGUCGAGCGCAGCCUGCGGCCUCCGCCCUCGCCGGGCGUCGAGAAGCGGGCCGCCGUCGCCGAGGCCGAGGACCGCCUCAGCGACACGCUCGCGAAGAUGGCCCUGGGGCCGUCGAACGCGCGGGCGCCCGCCGUGCUCGAGGUUGGAACGCCCGUGUCGUUCAAGCUCUCGGACGGCAGCGUGCGCCGCGGCGUCGUCGAGAAGGUCCAUAAUGAUGGGGCGGCCUACACCUUGGUCGAGGACGGCACAGGCGUCCGGUGGCAGCACCACCCGGCGCGGUCCCUCAAGGCGCGGACG
Messenger RNA from Pelagomonas calceolata, 639 nucleotides. NCBI's taxonomy places the organism in Eukaryota, Pelagophyceae, Pelagomonadales, Pelagomonadaceae. The record is from the annotation of a GenBank genome assembly.